Messenger RNA from Prorocentrum cordatum, 2136 nucleotides. The record is from the annotation of a GenBank genome assembly. NCBI's taxonomy places the organism in Eukaryota, Dinophyceae, Prorocentrales, Prorocentraceae.
GCCUCCGAACAGCAUCCCAAGAGAACCCGAGAGACAUCCAACACGCCUCUGACCAGCGAAUCAAACGGUGGCGGGAUUCAUUGACAGAACUUCGGUGAUGUCAGAUUCCUUGUCGCCGCUGCUGCUGCCGCCCGUGGUGUGUGUGUGUGUGUGUGUGUGCGUACGCUUGCGUUUCCCAUCCCAUGCCACGGGUGUAUGAUUGGAGGCCAGUUCGGGAUGCCGAAUACGUUGCCUUGUGGGCGAAACAGGAUUGGCAUGUCAAAGUGGGUCGUUUUGCAAAUCCGUAGCCAUUUUGGCUCAAUGGUAGAGGAGUCCGAGAGAUUCCUAGAACCCACUACGAAGCACCACGUACUCGCUCACGUACAACCCCGCAUCUACCUACCGUGGCCUCGCCUCCCCACGAUGGGUCAGUGCCAGAGCAUGCUCGACAACAUGGCGGAGUCGUCUACGCCAUCCAAGCCAAAGACGCUGAUGUUCCACAUCGGCACAAACAAUUGGCAGAGGCAGGGCGAGUUCGCCCCCGGCAGCGGCAUCGUGCACGCCUCCAUGCACCAGACCUUCAACUCGAUGCCGGGCGUGAAGUGCUACAGCAUUUACCCCAGCAAGAACCAGACGGGCCCCGAGGCGAGCGAGGAGGACAACUUCUGGGUGUUCAAGCUUGACCACGACAUCCCGAUCUGCGAGUCGGUGAGCCCCAACUCCUCGUACAGGUGGUACUCCAUGAACGACGAGCAGAUCGCAGCGUAUCGCCAGCGUCUGGAAAACGAGGUCUGCCAGUGCAUGGACGAGAUCGAGAAGAAGGAGGGGAAGGAGUUCGACUGCCUGAUCACGCACCACGCCUUCAUCAACGCCAUGACCGGUGCCCAGAUCCUGGAGCGUCGCAGGAAGAAGGGGAAGACCAGUCUGAAACACUUCAAUUUUGUCCAUGGCACCGCGCUGAAAAUGUACAUCAACGAGAAGAAGAAAGAUCCGGAGUACCCCGAGCGCUUCCUGCCCCUCUGCCAGAACCAUGGUGUCUUCACUGGUGACGCGCUGUGCUCUGGUAUCUGGGUGAAUUCUGAAGACUCCAUCAACAAGUUUGUCGAAUGCUUCCCCAAGUAUCCGAAGUCCAAGCUUGUCGUCUCGUGCAUCGGCGUGGACCAGAACGUUUUCCGCCCCACCGGCGCCACUGUCAAGGAUUUGGCGAAGCACGUGCGGGAGGCGGACAAGGGCAAGCUGGCGCCGAUCAAGAGGGUCGUGACCUUCGUGGGCAAGUUUGCUGACUGGAAGCGCCUGGACGCCGUGCUCUACGCGGCUGCGGCGUACGAGGAGACCUUCCCUGACCUGGCCACGGUGAUUGUGGGCAGCGGCCCGCCCGACGCCGUUGCGCUGUACGAGGGUCUCGCGGUCAAGAUCGGUUUGCAGCGGACCUUCUUCGUGGGCGCCAAGGGGCAAGAUGUGCUCGCGGAGCUCUUCUCCGUGUCUGAGGUGGGCAUGUUCCCCUCCUACAACGAGCCGUUCGGCAUGGUCUUCAUCGAGUGCAUGGCCUGCGGCACGCCGACGAUCGGCGCAAACAGCGGCGGCCCGACGGAGUUCGUGAAGCUGGAGCAGGGAGUGCUGGUGCCGGAGGAGGAGGACUGGCGCUCGGAGGCGGGUGCCAAGCGCCUGGGCGAGAAGGUCGCGGGCGCCGUGACCUCGGCCUUGAACGAUGACUGGAAGGGCAAGACCAAGGGCCCCACGUGCGUGCCGUUCGUGAGGGCUUUCUACUCCACGAUGGCUCAGUGCCAGGGCAUGCUCGACAACAUUGCGGAGUGGACCAGGUGAUCUUGCUAUGGACCCGUGGCAAUCUUGCAGUUGUAAGUAUUUUGUACAUGUAUGUGGGUGGCGAGAGUGGCCCAACUAUUUGCAUUUUGAGUGUUCUCAGGUAUUACAUGUUUCCCAUCGCCACCAGGGCGUGGGAGCAGGCUGUCAAAGGCUGGCCCGGAUGCUGAAGACAUUCCGUGCCGGGGCCCACUCUUCGUCUUUUCCAUCGCAGCAGUUGCGGUCAGGUUGCGAGCUUGUGUGGUUGGAACCAUCGCCGCUACCUUUGACCCGUCAGCAUUUCGUUCUGCACGCACAUCUCGGAUUGUCUGUGAUGCAUCGCCCAGUCGAAUUGAA